AUGGCCGUGGCCUCGGCCGCGCGGCCGCCAACGCCAACACCGGAGCCGCCGGCGCUGCUGGGGUCGCUGUGGUCGACGCUGGAGGACCAGCGCGGGGCGGCGGUCCCGCUGCUCUCCUCGGCCUGGACCCUGCCGACCACCUCCCAGGACGGGGACGGGGAGGAGCAGCGGCCCAAGGAGGGCCUUCUCCGCCGGGCCGGCGGCGCCGUGGCCCGCUGGUGGGGGGCGGCGUGCGGCGCGGUGGCGGAGCUGUGGGCGUUCGCGCGGGCCGAUCCGCGGAAGCCCGUGUUCGCGGGGAAGGUCGCGCUCGCGCUCGCGCUCAUCUCGCUGCUCGUCUUCAUCCGGGAGCCGCGCGACAUCGUCAGCCACUCCAUCUGGGCGAUCCUCACCGUUGUCGUCGUCUUCGAGUUCAGCAUCGGUGCAACCUUAAGCAAAGGUUUUAAUCGGGGAUUGGGGACACUAACUGCAGGAGCUUUUGCUCUAGCAGUUGCAGAAUUGUCCAAACAUCUGGGAAAACUGGAGGAAGUAAUUCUUAUAACAAGCAUCCUUAUUGUUGCCUUUGUCACAACCUUGACAAAGCUGCAUCCGAAGAUGAAGCCGUAUGAGUAUGGAUUCCGUGUGUUCUUGUUGACAUUCUGUUAUGUUAUGGUCUAUGGGUACAACAGUGGGAAAUUCACUGAUACAGCUACAAGCAGAUUUAUAUUGAUUGCUAUUGGUGCUGCUGUCAGUCUUGGAAUCAAUAUAGGCAUCUACCCAAUCUGGGCGGGAGAGGAUUUGCACAACUUGAUAGCAAAGAAUUUCACUGGUGUUGCAAAAUCCUUGGAAGGUUGCGUUGAUGGAUAUCUGAGAUGCAUGGAAUAUGAAAGGAUUCCUUCAAAAAUACUUGUGUAUCAAGCAUCUGAUGAUCCUCUAUAUAGUGGGUACAGGGCAGCUGUUGAGGCAUCAGCACAGGAAGAAACCCUGCUUGGUUUUGCUAUAUGGGAGCCACCCCAUGGCCCUUACAAAACAAUGAACUAUCCUUGGAGGAGUUUCACCAAAGUUAGUGGAGCAUUGAGGCACUGUUCCUUUGCAGUCAUGGCAUUACAUGGUUGCAUUCUUUCAGAAAUUCAGGCACCACCAGAAAGUAGAAGGGUAUUUGCUGCAGAGAUUCAAAGAGUGGGACAGGAAGGAGCUAAAGUGUUGCGCGAGCUUGGAAGCAGAGUUAAGACAAUGACCAAGCUGAGUUCUUCAGGUAUUCUGUUCGAAGUUCACAUGGCAGCUGAAGUGUUGCAAAAAAAGAUCGAUGAGAAAUCAUAUCUUCUGGUGAACACUGAAAGAUGGGAUGCUAGCAAGCAAGCUCAAGGAAUCAAAGAAGUUUUAAAUGGCACCCGUGCUGUGGAAAAGGAAAACAAGAACAAAGAAAACAAGAAUGAUGGCACCAGUGCUGUGGAAAAAGAAAACAAAGCCAAAGAAAACAACAAUGGAGGGGUGGAACCUACCAUGGUUGAUCAAACUUUAGUGCAUCAGUCAAAGAGCUUUCUUGGAAAUUCAUUUCUAAGCAGAUUUGAUUCAGCAUCAACAAUUGACGGUUUUAAGCCACUACUUUCUUGGCCUGCUCGUAGAUCAUUCCAUCCAAACAUACCACUUGAAGAUGAGGAUUCCCAAACAUAUGAAAGUGCAAGUGCCUUGUCCUUGGCUACAUUUGCAUCACUUCUGAUUGAAUUUGUUGCCAGACUACAGAAUGUUGUUAAUGCAUUUGAAGAGUUGAGUGAGAAGGCUAACUUUAAGGAUCCUGUGGAGGAGCCUACUGCAGUUAGCACAAGUGAUGUUAGGUUUUUUGAUAAAAUACGCAAAUUGGUAGGAUUCUAG
Miscanthus lutarioriparius is the source of this 1848-nucleotide messenger RNA. The record is from the annotation of a GenBank genome assembly. Lineage: Eukaryota; Viridiplantae; Streptophyta; Magnoliopsida; Poales; Poaceae.